GGCCCCGGUGUGGCGGCGGCGGCGGCGGCCCGGGCCCGCCAUGGCCAAGCAGUACGACGUGCUGUUCCGGUUGCUGCUGCUCGGGGACUCGGGCGUGGGCAAGACCUGCCUGCUCUGCCGGUUCACCGACAACCAGUUCCACCCCGCCCACAUCUCCACCAUCGGUGUCGACUUCAAGAUGAAGACCAUCGAGGUGGAUGGGAUCAAGGUGCGGAUACAGAUCUGGGACACAGCUGGCCAGGAGCGGUACCAGACCAUCACCAAGCAGUACUACCGGCGGGCUCAGGGCAUUUUCCUGGUGUACGACAUCAGCAGUGAGCGCUCCUACCAGCACAUCGUGAAGUGGGCCAGCGACGUGGAUGAGUACGCACCCGAUGGCGUCCAGAAAAUCCUCAUCGGGAACAAGGCGGACGAGGAGCACAAGAGGCAAGUGCCCAAAGAGCAAGGGCUGCAGCUGGCCAGGGAAUACGGGAUGGAUUUCUACGAGACCAGUGCCUGCAGCAACCUCAACAUCAAGGAGUCCUUCACACGGCUGACGGAGCUGGUGCUGCAGGCGCACCGCAAGGAGCUGGACGAGCUGCGGGGGCUGCCCCGCGCCCCCACCCUGGCCCGGCUGGAGGAGGAUGAGCAGCAGCCCCUGGGGAGCGAGGACACCCCCAAAACCUGCUGGUGUUGAAGGCUGGGACCCCCCGACCCCUCCUCCCCAGGCUGUGUCAGGGGGCAUGGUAGGGGCAGGAUUGAGGCAGCCCCCACAGAGUGGGGAGCGACACGGGACACUCCCCACUGUUCCAGGGACAGGGAGCGUGGCAAGGGGGGGUCCCCAUCCUGGCACCUGUGCCCUCCUUGGCUCACGGGUAGGGUGGGGGCUGUCCAGGCACUGUGUGCCCACCCUGUGCCCGUGGGACCCCCGGUUUUACACAGUGGUUUGCAGAAUAAAGGUGAUGCU
Camarhynchus parvulus is the source of this 946-nucleotide messenger RNA. It is a transcript of the gene RAB15, whose product is annotated as RAB15, member RAS oncogene family. Gene Ontology annotation, biological process: Rab protein signal transduction. The record is from RefSeq and is a predicted model, not a curated record. NCBI's taxonomy places the organism in Eukaryota, Metazoa, Chordata, Aves, Passeriformes, Thraupidae. Gene Ontology annotation, molecular function: GTP binding; GTPase activity. The transcript is spliced from 7 exons. Bases 41 to 676 code for a protein of 211 amino acids.